CAACGUGGCUUCAUUCAUACAGAUGAACCAAGGAUUGGGAUAGCAGUAUAAAAUUAGAAUCAGAGAACUGAUUGCCCAGCAGGAUGCCAUCAACUAACCGAGCGGGCAGCCUGAAGGACCCUGAAAUUGCAGAGCUCUUCUUCAAAGAAGAUCCAGAGAAGCUCUUCACAGAUCUCAGAGAAAUUGGCCAUGGAAGCUUUGGAGCAGUGUAUUUUGCACGAGAUGUACGCACCAAUGAAGUGGUGGCUAUCAAGAAAAUGUCUUACAGUGGAAAGCAGUCUACUGAGAAAUGGCAGGAUAUUAUUAAGGAAGUCAAGUUUCUACAAAGAAUAAAACAUCCCAACAGUAUAGAAUACAAAGGCUGCUAUUUACGUGAGCACACAGCAUGGCUGGUAAUGGAAUAUUGUUUAGGAUCUGCUUCAGAUUUACUGGAAGUUCACAAAAAGCCAUUACAAGAAGUGGAAAUAGCAGCAAUUACACAUGGUGCUCUCCAGGGAUUAGCCUACUUACAUUCUCAUACCAUGAUCCAUAGAGAUAUCAAAGCAGGAAAUAUCCUUCUGACAGAACCAGGCCAGGUGAAACUUGCUGACUUUGGAUCAGCUUCCAUGGCAUCUCCUGCCAAUUCUUUUGUGGGAACGCCAUAUUGGAUGGCCCCAGAAGUAAUUUUAGCCAUGGAUGAAGGACAGUAUGAUGGCAAAGUAGAUGUAUGGUCUCUUGGAAUAACAUGUAUUGAACUAGCGGAAAGGAAGCCUCCUUUAUUUAAUAUGAAUGCAAUGAGUGCCUUAUAUCACAUAGCCCAAAAUGAAUCCCCUACACUACAAUCUAAUGAAUGGUCUGAUUAUUUUCGCAACUUUGUAGAUUCUUGCCUCCAGAAAAUCCCUCAAGAUCGCCCUACAUCAGAGGAACUUUUAAAGCACAUGUUUGUUCUUCGUGAGCGCCCUGAAACAGUGUUAAUAGAUCUCAUUCAAAGGACAAAGGAUGCAGUAAGAGAGCUGGACAAUCUACAGUAUCGAAAGAUGAAGAAACUCCUUUUCCAGGAGGCACAUAAUGGACCAGCAGUAGAAGCACAGGAAGAAGAAGAGGAACAAGAUCAUGGUGUUGGCCGGACAGGAACAGUGAAUAGUGUUGGAAGUAAUCAGUCUAUUCCCAGCAUGUCCAUCAGUGCCAGUAGCCAAAGUAGUAGUGUUAACAGUCUUCCAGAUGCCUCAGAUGACAAGAGUGAGCUGGAUAUGAUGGAGGGAGACCACACAGUGAUGUCUAAUAGUUCUGUCAUCCAUUUAAAACCUGAGGAAGAAAAUUACAGAGAAGAGGGAGAUCCUAGAACAAGAGCAUCAGAUCCACAAUCUCCGCCACAAGUGUCUCGUCAUAAAUCACACUAUCGUAACCGAGAACACUUUGCUACUAUACGGACGGCAUCACUGGUUACAAGGCAAAUGCAAGAACAUGAGCAGGACUCUGAGCUUAGAGAACAGAUGUCUGGCUAUAAGAGAAUGAGGCGGCAACAUCAAAAGCAGUUGAUGACUCUGGAAAAUAAGCUAAAGGCUGAGAUGGAUGAACAUCGCCUCAGAUUAGACAAAGAUCUGGAAACUCAGCGUAACAAUUUUGCUGCAGAAAUGGAGAAACUUAUCAAGAAACAUCAGGCUGCUAUGGAAAAAGAGGCUAAAGUGAUGGCCAAUGAGGAGAAAAAAUUUCAGCAACAUAUUCAGGCCCAACAGAAGAAAGAACUGAAUAGUUUUUUGGAGUCCCAGAAAAGAGAAUAUAAACUUCGAAAAGAACAGCUUAAGGAGGAACUGAAUGAAAACCAGAGCACCCCCAAAAAAGAAAAACAAGAAUGGCUUUCAAAGCAGAAGGAAAAUAUACAACAUUUCCAAGCAGAGGAAGAGGCUAAUCUGCUACGACGACAGAGGCAAUACUUAGAGCUGGAGUGCCGUCGCUUUAAGAGAAGAAUGUUACUUGGACGCCAUAACUUGGAGCAGGACCUUGUCAGGGAGGAGUUAAAUAAAAGGCAGACUCAAAAGGACUUAGAGCAUGCCAUGCUACUGCGACAGCAUGAAUCCAUGCAGGAACUGGAGUUCCGUCAUCUCAACACCAUUCAGAAGAUGCGCUGUGAGUUGAUCAGAUUGCAGCAUCAAACUGAGCUGACAAACCAGCUGGAAUAUAACAAGCGAAGAGAACGAGAACUAAGGCGAAAGCAUGUCAUGGAGGUUCGACAACAGCCUAAGAGUCUAAAGUCUAAAGAACUCCAAAUAAAAAAGCAGUUUCAGGACACCUGCAAAAUCCAAACCAGACAGUAUAAAGCAUUAAGAAAUCACCUACUGGAGACGACACCAAAGAGUGAGCACAAGGCUGUUCUGAAACGGCUCAAGGAGGAGCAGACCCGGAAGUUAGCCAUCUUGGCUGAGCAGUAUGACCACAGCAUUAAUGAAAUGCUCUCCACACAAGCUCUACGUUUGGAUGAAGCACAGGAAGCAGAGUGCCAGGUUUUGAAGAUGCAGCUGCAGCAGGAACUGGAGCUGUUGAAUGCGUAUCAAAGCAAAAUCAAGAUGCAAGCCGAGGCACAACAUGAUCGAGAACUUCGAGAGCUUGAACAGAGGGUCUCCCUCCGCAGGGCACUCUUAGAACAAAAGAUUGAAGAAGAGAUGUUGGCUUUGCAGAAUGAACGCACAGAACGAAUACGAAGCCUGCUGGAGCGUCAAGCCAGAGAAAUUGAAGCUUUUGACUCUGAAAGCAUGAGACUAGGUUUUAGUAACAUGGUCCUUUCCAAUCUCUCCCCUGAGGCAUUUAGCCACAGCUACCCGGGAGCUUCUGGUUGGUCUCACAAUCCUACUGGGGGUCCAGGACCUCACUGGGGUCACCCCAUGGGUGGCCCACCACAAGCUUGGGGCCAUCCAAUGCAAGGUGGACCCCAGCCAUGGGGUCACCCUUCAGGGCCAAUGCAAGGGGUACCCCGAGGUAGCAGUAUGGGAGUCCGCAAUAGCCCUCAGGCUCUGAGGCGGACAGCUUCUGGGGGACGGACAGAGCAGGGCAUGAGCAGAAGCACGAGUGUCACUUCACAAAUAUCCAAUGGGUCACACAUGUCUUAUACAUAACUUAAUAAUUGAGAGUGGCAAUUCCGCUGGAGCUGUCUGCCAAAAGAAACUGCCUACAGACAUCAUCACAGCAGCCUCCUCACUUGGGUACUACAGUGUGGGAGCUGAGUGCAUAUGGUAUAUUUCAUUCAUUUUUGUAAGGCAUUCUGGUUUGUGUUUACUAAUUGGGAUGUCAUAGUAUUUGGCUGCCGGGUUUUGUUUUGUUUUUUAACUUUUGGGAAAAUUUUGAAAAGGGGAAUUGAUGUGUUUAUGUAAAAAGAAAUCAGCUAGAUUGGGGAUAUUUACUGAACACUGAAAAAAACAGAAUGCAGCACAGUGGCUUGAGUCAUCACUUUGGGGCAACUAUAUCCUAAGAAAUUGGUGAAAAGAUCUUAAGCCUUUCUGCAUACCCCAGAUUCUCAUGAGCCACUCACAGCAGGCAGCAUAUGCUGAAACAAGUGAUUAUGGAAACACACCUGUAUCCCCUAAUCAGUGUAUUUUCUUUAUUAAAUUGAUCUGACUUCUCAGCCUCAUUUGGAGUAAAAAAGUGGAAAUCCAUGAACACUAAAGGGUUGCAUUGACUUUUUCAGAGAGUAGAAAACAACUUAGUUCUUUUUCUGAGUGCUGCAUAGGUUUGUCAGUUUUUGUUGUUUUUUGUUUUGUCCGUUCAGUUGUGCCUUCUUUGUGGCAUGGUGAGAUGGAGGUGCUUCAGGAGAUCACUGAGUUGUGUAGGAAUUGCAUCUACAAACCUGUGAGCCUUCAGAGGGGAGACCAGAGGGUGAGAGAGGCCCCUGAAAGUCCAUGUGGUGGAUAUGUUCAGCAGCAGAGUGAGGAGAUGAAGCCUAUAUAUCCUAACGUUUUGUUGCUUAUACUGUGAUGUCUCAUCCUAGCUAAGCUCUGUAACUGCCAAGACCCCAAACAGUACUUUUACUUUGUAUAAAAACAGAGACAUAUAGCCACUAUGAGUCAAAUGCCGGAGGCAUAUGAAUGAUGCCAUAUUUGCAAACUGCCAUCCAUUGGAAUUCUCAUCACACUACAAAGACAUAAUUUGAUUAUCCCCCCUUUGGCUUAUGGGAUUUCCUGUUUACAAGUAGAAUAGCCAAUUAUUUAAAUGUGUAGUUGCCAUAGUGAACCAGGAGUCACUGAGCCAAUGACUUUACCAGCUGCUGACUAAUCCUCUUCACCACUGUAGAUUUUGCUGCAUGUGCAGGUCCUUUUUUUUCCUGGCUGUUUUUGUUGCUGCAGUACUUUACAAACUUCUAGUUCCUUGAGACUUAGUGACCAUUUGGCAUCAUGUUAACAUCACACAAUAGGAAACACCACUUGCAGAAGUCUCUAGCCUCAGUGCUAAAGUACUACUGAAAAGGAACUAGCAAGUUUGGCAAAUUAAAAAAAAA
Messenger RNA from Odobenus rosmarus divergens (Pacific walrus), 4465 nucleotides. It is a transcript of the gene TAOK1, whose product is annotated as TAO kinase 1. Gene Ontology annotation, biological process: execution phase of apoptosis; protein phosphorylation. Lineage: Eukaryota; Metazoa; Chordata; Mammalia; Carnivora; Odobenidae. The record is from RefSeq and is a predicted model, not a curated record. Gene Ontology annotation, molecular function: protein kinase activity; ATP binding. The coding region runs from base 84 to 3089 and encodes 1001 amino acids. The transcript has 19 exons.